GUUAUGCGCUGUGCCACCCCCGGCCGCUCCCUGCACUGCUAGCGGCUUUCCUCCGGUGGCUGUUCACUCGCCCUUCGGUGCCAGAGGCCAAGCGAGCCGGCACCCCCGCGGUUCCCGCGCAGCUGACCCCGUUUAGCCCCUGUGCCCUGCCCGGGGGGCCGCGGCCGCCCCCCUGGCUCACCCGGCCGGGCGAGGAACGGAGCGGGUUGGGGCGGCUGGGCCUCCUCUUCCUCCUCCUCCACCCGCCCCGUGGCCGCGCCCGGCGGGUGAGGCGAGGCCCGGCGCGGAGCUCGGCGCUGCCGCCGGCCAUGGCGUACCAGGAGCUGGUGAGGCGCUGGCAUGAGGGCGUGCUGGCCGCCGACGGCGGGCGCUGGGAGGCCGCCCUGGACAUCUUCGCCGGCAUCCCGGAGCCGCCGUCCCGGAUCUGCUUCAACAUGGGCUGCCUGCACCUGCUGGCAGGGCGGCCGGGGGAGGCCCUGCGGGCAUUCGACAAAACUGUUGCGAAGGACAGCUCCCUAGCCGUUGGCUUCUUUCAGAGAGGGUUUGUCCAUCUGCAGCUGGAAAUGUACGAAGAAGCUCUCUCUGACUAUCAUAUGGCCUUCAGUCAUCUAAGACAAAAUCCCUUCAUCGAUUACAAGCAGCUGGGGCUAAGACACAUUCUCUAUGCAUGGGAGGUGCUGUACAGCACUGCAGCAGCACAGUGCCACCUGCAGCAGUGGCAGGAGGCCAGGGUCACCCUAGAUAAGGCUGUUGUAUGGAGACCUGAAGGAAGAACAGCAAUCCUGGACCUGGCGCUUGAGCGGGUGCAGGACCAUCUGUUUUUAGAGCCCAUGCAGGUUCCUCUUAGGGAAUUUUUCAGACCACGAAAGAAGGAAGUUGAACAGCUGGAUUCAAAAGACUUCCUGGGUAAACCCAAGGUGAUCUCGUCCAUCAACCCCAAUGAUGAGUACAUUGGCUUCGAGCCUCUCAGGCCUCAGAAACAGGGCUUUUAUGAACCCAGUACUGAUGCUCUGCGAGACAGUGAGUCAGGCUACUACAGAGUUUUGUCCCAUUAUUACCCUGAGGACUCGGAGAAGUUGGCAGUGAAAGCCAGCAGUUUGGUCUUUGUGCUGACCAGAGGAGCGGAUGGCUGGGCUACAGCCAUACAUGAUGGACAGAAGCUGCGAAUACCAAGCUCUCUCCUGGAGCCUGCCUCACAAGCGGAUAAAUGGAACAUCAGCAAUGGGAUUCCCCUUCCUCCUGCCCAGGUGCCUCCCAGCCGACUCCAUGUGAAGCAGAAGCCAGAAUCUCCAGAAAGAGGAAAUGCCUCUGAAAAUGAUACCAGUGCCCAAGUGGACUUCAAGCAGAUCCCACCAACCUGUGGAGAAGCUUCAUCCAGCACGGACAAGCCUGUUGUGCUGAGAGCGUGUUGCGAGUGCACCGUGGUGCUGAGGGCAGGCAAGGCGCUGUCUCUGCUGGACCUGCGGGCUCUGCUGAGGGAGCGGUUUGGGCAGCAGGCAGAGCGAGGGAAGCUGAGCUACAGGCAUUUGGAUGGCAAAGAACUGGGUGCAGUUUUGGGAGAGGAGGAUCUAGGGAAGAUGUGGCAGCAGCUGACAGAUGGCAGGCUGAUGCUCUGCUGCCAGGACUCUGACUCCCACUCGGGCAGACCGAUCCUCUACCGGAUGCUGGCUCAGCACUCUUACCUCGCGCAAGGACCGGGGGACUUGGAGUUCAGCAAGGGGGAUGUGCUGGAUAUUCUCUCUGAAGUGAACGAGGACUGGCUUGAAGGACGCUGCAAUGGCAAGACUGGCAUCUUCCCCAAAUGCUUUGCAACCCAGACCAGUUGUGGUGCUGCCUUCCUAUAGCGAACAGUCCCAGCUCAUUUGGGCCACAGCCAGCACAGCCAGGAGCCCUGCUGAACCCAGAGAGGAGAUGUCCCCCACUCACAGAUCCCAUGGGGUCAGUUCCAGCAGUCCAACAGCAUUUUCUACAGCCUAUUCUCAGACUUGGCAUGUGUACCUCUGUGCUUACACUGCCAAAGAUGUGCCUGUGCAGGGCAGAGGGAAGGGAGGGGGAUCUGGUAUACGGCUAUGGGAAUUGUCCAUGUGGCAGCUCAGACUGGAGGGGCUCAGACUGCUGGGUGGCAUGUGGUUCUUCUGGGUGGCCCUCACCCCACUCUCCCUUGUUGCUCAAGUUCAGGCUGGGAAGGCUGAGCCUCACUAGUGAAGCCAAGGACAGCUGUCUGUGAGCAGCAGGCAGAGCUGUGUCACUCAGCCUCCUGGGUCACAUCUCCUUAUCUCCACCAGAGAGAGGGAUGCUGCUCUUUUGAAAGGCUUUUGUAAGCAGUUUGCAGUGGGGUAUAUGGGAUAAGACCUUGGGUUAGGACCACUAUGUACCAUCUUCCAUGGCAAAUGUCCCAUGGAUCUGCCAGAGCCAAAGGGGUCUGACCAUUCCUCAGCCCAGAUGCCUUUGGUUCUUCUCUUAAGAUGUUAAGUCCUGCAGUAUGUUACUGCUUCAUACUGCAUGGGCAGGGGUCCUGCAGCACGGAGGAGAGGUAGCUGUGGGAAUGCCACUGCUCAGACCAACCCUGGGCUUUGGCAUAGCCUUGGCCUGUCUGGGGAGAGAGCUAGGUGGAGCGGGGCUGCUGGCUGGAGCUGAAGGGACUGAAAUGACUGUCUGGUUCCUGCAGCUGAGCUGUGCUGGCUUCUGCUGAUCUAAAUAAAACACUCAAGUGCCUGGAGCUGGAACCUAUAAUGGAUUUGGUGCCUGAUAAAGCUGGGCUAUGUAACUUGAAUAUAAAAUAAACCCUGAGCCAGAGUUGGCAACUCUUAAA
This is a messenger RNA of Falco peregrinus (peregrine falcon), 2812 nucleotides long. It is a transcript of the gene NOXA1, whose product is annotated as NADPH oxidase activator 1. The transcript is spliced from 15 exons. The record is from RefSeq and is a predicted model, not a curated record. Bases 309 to 1844 code for a protein of 511 amino acids. Gene Ontology annotation, biological process: superoxide anion generation. Gene Ontology annotation, molecular function: superoxide-generating NADPH oxidase activator activity; protein binding. NCBI's taxonomy places the organism in Eukaryota, Metazoa, Chordata, Aves, Falconiformes, Falconidae.